Podarcis muralis (Common wall lizard) is the source of this 332-nucleotide messenger RNA. The record is from RefSeq and is a predicted model, not a curated record. Lineage: Eukaryota; Metazoa; Chordata; Lepidosauria; Squamata; Lacertidae.
GAGCAGGCUGGGCAGAUCUUGGCUGAGCACAGACAGUCCGGACCUGAAUGGAGCCUCUGGUGGAGGAUCUCAGCCAGCUGGCAGCCAUUUUGGAAUCUGACAGUGACUCCGAUUCGGAGAAAGAUGAAGAAGCCGAGGAAGCGGCUGCUUGUCAGGAAAGGGAUGAAGCCAAGAAAAAGCUAGCCGAAUUUGAGUAUGCUUCGCAGGCUUUGCUCGCUGAGCUGUCCACCCUGGAAGCAGAGUAUGAAAUCGAAAAGUCGUGCCGAGAACAGGCAGAAGCCUACGCAGCCCAGGUGAACCAGGCGAGCUGGUGGACAUGGCAAGGCGUCUAA